CCGCCUUUUGGAUUGCGCUAAUUGAUGAAUCAGGCCAAUUUGUUUGGAAAACAGAUAGCGGCGACUACCCGAUUAGUUUCCAAGGUAAAUAGUGUUGUAUCGAUAUUCGUUUGGCGAAUAAUUUAUCUAAAAACCGACAGUGACAACAGAUGGAAAGAUGCAAGAUCGUCUUUGAAAGGCGUGAUUAUGCUGUCACCCAUUCUUGGGUUGCCAUGGAUAUUCGGUUUGCUUGCUCGAAAUUCGUGUGUUGCCAUAGGUACUAUUUUCACCGUUUGCAAUGCUCCACAAGGGGUGUUUCUGUUCUUCAUGCACUGCCUGUUUAGUAAAGAGGUGAGAACGGCAAUGAAGAUACAUUGGUCCAAGAGAAAGGCUCGGUUCAGUAUUCAGCCGCAAACAAUCGUCUUUGAAAGGCGUGAUUAUGCUGUCACCUAUUCUUGGGUUGCCAUGGAUAUUCGGUGA
Molecule: messenger RNA, 459 nt
Organism: Anneissia japonica
Lineage: Eukaryota; Metazoa; Echinodermata; Crinoidea; Comatulida; Comatulidae
Product: adhesion G-protein coupled receptor D1-like
Exons: 6
Coding region: 25-459 (144 amino acids)
Biological process (GO): adenylate cyclase-activating G protein-coupled receptor signaling pathway
Molecular function (GO): G protein-coupled receptor activity
Source: RefSeq, a predicted model, not a curated record